This is a messenger RNA of Leishmania mexicana MHOM/GT/2001/U1103, 519 nucleotides long. Its product is annotated as putative ribose 5-phosphate isomerase. Gene Ontology annotation, molecular function: isomerase activity. The record is from RefSeq and is a predicted model, not a curated record. Lineage: Eukaryota; Euglenozoa; Kinetoplastea; Trypanosomatida; Trypanosomatidae. The transcript has a single exon. Gene Ontology annotation, biological process: carbohydrate metabolic process. The coding region runs from base 1 to 519 and encodes 172 amino acids.
AUGUCGAAGCGCGUUGCUCUGGGCUGCGACCACGCCGCCUACGCCGCACAUCAGGAGAUCAUAGGCAUGAUCAACGCCUGCAGUGCGGUGUCAAAGGUGAUGUACAUGGGUCCCUCCUCCGACUCGUCUGUCGACUACCCCGACUACGCCGCGCAGGUGUGUGAGGCCAUCUUGAAAGGCGAGGCGGAUACGGGCAUCCUCGUCUGCGGCACCGGCAUCGGCAUGUCGAUCGCGGCCAACAAGUUCAGAGGCAUUCGUGCAGCGCUUUGCUACGACCAUGUGACGGCGCGGCUGAGCCGCCAGCACAACAACGCCCACAUCUUGUGCAUUGGGGUGCGCACCAGUGGACCGGAGAUUAUCCGCGAUAUCAUCGAGACCUUCCUUACGACAGAGCCAUUGGAGGAAGGGCGCCACGGCAGCCGCCUCGACAAGAUCACGGUGAUCGAGGAGCAGCAGAUGGAGGACAAACAGCGAUGGUGCUUCAGCGGCUGCGGAGGCCGUAAGGAGGAAGGAAAGUGA